AUGGAGUCAACGUUACAAGACACAGAGCCCACAGAGGAAGUUUUCGUGAAAGCUGAACCCUCUGAGGAGUGUGUACAACUUGUACAAGACGAGCCCUCAUGCGAUGUGUCUAUAAAAAUCGAGCCGUAUGUAAAGGACGAGCCUUUACAGAAAGUGUCUAUAGAAAUCGAGUUAGCAUUGGAAAAUGGCUGUGUAAAACAGGAGGCUUCAAAGACGGCUAGUACGGCGGCGGGGAACGAACACGAGAAUAAUGAGCUGGUACCUGAACCUGUGCGCGGUUCCGAGCCAGCGGUGGAGCGGCGCGUUGCUACCCAAGGGUCCCAAGGGCAAACUCCAAAGAAGGAAUUAAGUGGAAAACCAAAAAUUUUCAAAUGUGCUCACUGUGAAUAUGAAACUGUCAAUCUACUCGGGUUAAUAAGACACACAAAGAAACAUUGCGAUAAUGAUAAGAAAUCUAACAAGAAAAGUUGUUUAGGAGUCCAAAAAAGAAAUCAGACUGUGGAGACAUUCAAAUGUGGACAUGACUUACUGAAACAUAAAAUAGUACACAACAAACCAGGCAACCCUCAAAAGGAUUUGCAAGCGCUUGAAAGAGAAGAUACUAAAGAAAAGUCAUACAAAUGCAGCUAUUGCAGUGAAGCUUUCUUAGGAGAAUUUAAGUUGAAGCAUCAUGAACGGAUACAUGAUGAGAAGCUGAAUAAGCCUAUCCGGGAGCAUAGAGAAAUAUAG
Molecule: messenger RNA, 729 nt
Organism: Cydia amplana
Lineage: Eukaryota; Metazoa; Arthropoda; Insecta; Lepidoptera; Tortricidae
Product: paternally-expressed gene 3 protein-like
Exons: 4
Coding region: 1-729 (242 amino acids)
Source: RefSeq, a predicted model, not a curated record